Molecule: messenger RNA, 1888 nt
Organism: Nicotiana tabacum (common tobacco)
Lineage: Eukaryota; Viridiplantae; Streptophyta; Magnoliopsida; Solanales; Solanaceae
Product: LEC14B protein
Biological process (GO): proteasome-mediated ubiquitin-dependent protein catabolic process
Cellular component (GO): Cul4-RING E3 ubiquitin ligase complex
Molecular function (GO): protein binding
Source: RefSeq, a predicted model, not a curated record
GUCUAAUCUGUUUCAAACACCUAUGCAUGCAAUCUAGAGUAAAUUUGAGCAAUUUCAGUAAAUUUACUAUUCCCAAUUAUGAUACUGUAGUAUAUCUCAGUUAGGUGUUUAACAUGUCCAACAAAGCAAAAGGGAGGAGAAACCAAGAGAAGUGAGAGGCAACAGAUAAGAAGAGAAACAACAAGUGAAAAUUUUGGAAUUCCAAACAAAGUCCAAGAUUCUUAACUAUCAGGGUCUGGCAUUUAAGAACUUGAUUAUGGAUGAUAUGCGCGUCUCUCAGACAAACACCUUGCACUGUCUUUCAUGUGAAAAUGUAUUUUGAGUUUUUACAUUCAGAGUCCAUUGAAGACAUGGGGUAUUCUAUGAGUAAGUUGGAAGCAGAGACCGAACUCUUGGAUGGUUCAAGUUCCAAUCACGGGGCUACUGAAAGUGCUCGUCACAACAUACCAUCACAUUUUUUGGACCAUGAAAUUGCUCAGCUUACUAAACUUAGAUCAGGACCCCAUGAAAAUAUCAGUAGAAUCCUACCUGGGAAAAGGGAAGUUCCUGUGUCCACAUUCAAGAUGCUAGCCGCCCGAGAAGCCAAUUAUUCCGGUAGAGGAAGGUUCUCAAAGGCAGAUAGUUGUCAUGUUCUAAGUAAAUAUUUGCCGGUAAAUGGUCCUUGGAUUGUAGACCAGAUGGCAACAAGGGCUUAUGUGUCACAAUUUUCGGCAGAUGGUUCCCUUUUUGUUGCCGCUUUUCAGGGAAGCCAUAUUAGAAUAUAUGAUGUGGAGAGAGGGUGGAAAGUUCACAAGAAUAUUCUUGCAAAAAGCUUGAGAUGGACAGUCACUGAUACAUCUCUUUCACCAGGUCAACGGCAUCUUGUAUAUGCUACCAUGUCACCUAUCGUACAUAUUGUAAAUGUAGGAUCUGCUGCCACCGAAUCUCUUGCCAAUAUCACAGAAAUUCAUGAUGGUCUGGAUUUGGCCGCUGACGAGGAUGAUUCUUUUGGAAUCUUCUCUGUGAAAUUUUCGACUGAUGGUCGGGAAGUUGUUGCUGGAAGUAGUGAUGAUGCAAUCUAUGUUUAUGAUCUUGAAGCAAACAAACUCUCUCUUCGAAUAUCUGCACACGAAUCUGAUGUCAAUUCUGUAUGUUUUGCUGAUGAAAGUGGCCAUCUUAUUUAUUCUGGAAGUGAUGAUAAUCUGUGUAAGGUCUGGGACAGACGUUGCUUUAGGGCCAAAGAAAAGCCAGCGGGAGUCCUGAUGGGACACCUAGAAGGCAUUACUUUCCUUGACAGUCGGGGGGAUGGUCGUUAUUUCAUUUCUAAUGGUAAAGAUCAAGCCAUCAAGCUUUGGGAUAUCCGCAAAAUGUCUACUAAAUCUACUUGCAAUAUGAUGUUCAGGCAUUAUGAGUGGGAUUAUAGAUGGAUGGACUACCCUCCUCAAACUAGAGACUUGAAGCACCCCUUUGAUCAUUCAGUAGCCACUUAUAAGGGUCACUCUGUCUUGCGUACUUUAAUUCGCUGCUACUUCUCCCCCGAAUAUAGUACUGGUCAGAGAUACAUUUACACUGGGUCCCAUGACACUUGCAUUUACAUCUAUGAUUUGGAUCAAUUACGAAGAAGGUCAUUCAGCUGAUAAUAUAAUUCGGGUUAGGGUGUUUAUUUGGAUCAGGGAGGUUUUUUUAAAAGUUUAAAAGUAAUUUCUUAAUAGAAUAGGACGAUUUCUGGCCAAUCCUUAACCCCUUUGCUGGCUAAGAGCUGCAUCAACCACUACUUCUAUAGAUGGCUCAAUUCGAUAACCGUUGUCUUUUUUUCCUUUUCUUGUACAUCCUUUUGUCCAACUUUAGUGAACUUUGUUUUGUGAGGACAAAAAUAGAGAACUUUUCCCCCAAGCUGUUCAAUUUUCCA